Molecule: messenger RNA, 1914 nt
Organism: Diaporthe amygdali
Lineage: Eukaryota; Fungi; Ascomycota; Sordariomycetes; Diaporthales; Diaporthaceae
Exons: 4
Coding region: 1-1914 (637 amino acids)
Source: RefSeq, a predicted model, not a curated record
AUGGAGGCGGUCCUUGCAUCCUCCCAACUUGGGGCACAGCUGCUCGGUCUCAUCCACAAUGCAAUCACGUUCUGUCAAGACAUGAAGAAUGCUGCAAAGAAUGGAUCCGAAUUAAAUAAAGAAAUCGAUCAGUUCUCUGCGGUUCUUAAUCUUGGACGUACGAGCAUUGAAACUUUCUUCAAGACACUCUCAGAGGAGGAAAGGGAACAAAUUCUUGUGGACAUAAAUUUCGAUGCUCUACGAAAUGCCAUACUUGCGAAUUCCAAACUUGCCAAAGACAUCUUGGCUCAGUGCGAAGGGGAUAAGAUUUAUGGCAAAGUUCGAUUCGUUCUCAAAAAGGACGCGCUUCAAGACAAUCUGCUGAAGAUAAGCCGGAGCACGAAUCUUUACACAACAGCCUUGAUUACCAUUCUGAUACGUGCCAUGGCGAUUAACAAUAAUGCACUCUCACCCAAUGAAACAGCCUUCGAAACCUGCCUCGAAAACACGCCAUCAACCCAGGAACCGGGAGGCCAAGUUGGCCAGGAUCAGGCCUUAUUGCAGACACCGCCAAAUACAACAAGCAAAAAAGCUGCUGAAAUCAUGGAAGCAGACUUUGGGGAUAAAUUGCAAAUGGGCGAUGCAGCCCAUGAAUCCCAUGAGUCCGAAACUAGUCAGACAACUUGCACUAUAUCCCUAUCCCCGGAUCAAAACAUCCCAGUCAUCGACCGGCAAGAUCCUCCUGAAUUACUUCACAUGUUGCAAGACACGGAAACAAAAUGUGUUUGCCAGAGGUUUGGUCGUAUUGAAGAUUCGUUGGGUAAUGGCACAUCCAUGGCUAGUGCAACGAAUGAUACAUCGCCCUGGAUCUUCCUCUUCUUUCAGCGCUGGGACGGAUGGGUGCAACUGGUCUUGUUCCCCAAAGAUUACAAAAGCAAGCUGAUUGCAUUGGAUACGAUUGCUAAAGCAGUUGAAAAGUCACCUCUGAGUUGCAUACUAACUCUGAAAGACAAGGAAGGCACCUACAACCAGCGUGGGAGUCUUCUGAGAUUAUUUUUCAUCCAGGUUUUGGGAGAUGGUAACCCAUGCCUGGUCGAGCGACGCUUGGACCUGACUGACGGACCACCAUUCAAGUGGGACUGCGGCAAUCUAGAAGAUAAAGAUGCAAUUCGCAUUCCGACAAAUAUUUUCCAGCAUUACUGUCUCAACGGUGUCCUCCACCUUACAUAUGUCAGCGCGAAUGGAGAACUACUUAUCGUUAGCGAGGAUGAUGACGGCGAUUGGUGGUCAAUACGGAAACCGGACAUAUUCAUUGCGCCAGAAGAGCCAUUGUUCAUCAAUUCAUACCGGGAACGGACAGGAAAUUUUCUUUGGGGCCCAUCCUUGCGAACGGUUGUUUUGCUUCAUUCAAUAGGCGGAGAGACUAUAACCAGGUACGAAGUACGAGGUUGGUUGGAUGACAUGUCAAACGAGCUUCGGGUAAAGAAGUCUCAAAUCCCUGUGAACUGGCAUGGGCUAGCCUUCAGUCAGUCACCAACUUCAUGGAUACCAUUAUUCGAUCGGCAGGUUGAGAAAGAAGAGGGCACGGAGGAAAUGAUUGGGUUCUAUUGCAAGACACCCGAUGAUAAGGUGUUCUAUUUCAAGGGCCACUACGAGAAGGAGCUCCAAUCACCGGAGCUUGUUUGCUCAGUGAAACCAGGAUCAGAGAUCCACCUUUUAUCUGGAUGUCUCGACCUUCUUUAUAUCUCUCCUGAGAACAAGUUCAGAAUUUCCACAAGGAAAGUGGACACAAGUGGGGAACUAUACCAUGAGAGUACCGGCCUCAGCCAUCCCUCCAACUACUUCAUGACGGAACUGGACAAGUUGGUGGCCGCAAGGCCUCUAGAUGAGUACAUCCCGCCUCGAGAGAAGAUAGUGGUGUUGCGAGAGAACUAG